Cadophora gregata is the source of this 711-nucleotide messenger RNA. RefSeq lists its product as uncharacterized. The transcript has 10 exons. The record is from RefSeq and is a predicted model, not a curated record. Lineage: Eukaryota; Fungi; Ascomycota; Leotiomycetes; Helotiales; Ploettnerulaceae. Bases 1 to 711 code for a protein of 236 amino acids.
AUGCAAGUUCUUACGAUGCUCUUGAGCAUUAUGCUCGUCGCACUUACCACUCCUAUGGUUCAUGCGGGUCUCUUCGUUGCUGACGAGCUCCCACCUGGAUACACAUGGGGUACCAUGGGUUUCCAUGGUGAGAUUGAUGGUCACGAGAUCACCUACGAUGGUACUAUUGAGGAGGUCCUUGCUCACGCCGAAACUCUCUAUCCCGGUAUCACCAAGUCUCUUGCUGCCCGUGACGACGUUCCACUCCUCGAUACUUUUGCUCUUGCCUCUCCCGGUGUUGUUGCUCGCGAUACCCAGUUGAUCAUUGGUAGUCCAGCUGAUGGCAAGGGCAUGAGAUACUGUGGAGGAAAGAAGACUCCGAACGAGUCCACCCCUGCCUGUCCUCUGUGCGACAAGUGGGAUUAUUGCCAGACGCGUAGAAUCCAGGAAGGCAUCAACUACUUGAACAAGGUCACUGCAGCCUGCACCGCCAGUGCUCACCAGUGCGUCCGUAUCAGCUGUUCUUGGCACGCCGGUAUUACCUUGUGUAACGAUCAAGAAGAUCGUUUAUCAGCACCUUGCAAUUGGAUUUCAACCUUCGCCCAAGACAUUGUGAAUGACACCGAAAACUGUGAAAGCCCUACUCCUCACUUAACUUGGCCCCAUGUGAAGGGACAGCAAUGGGCUGGUAACAAGGCAUACAAUGUCGUCGUUGCUUGGUCCAACUGUUAA